AUGCCGCCAGAUCGUGGGCGCGCCUCUCGAGCGUGUGCCUCAUGCAGAAAGCAAAAGACUCGCUGCUAUGAACCCGGUAUCCCUGGCAAGGCGUGCCUGAGAUGCGAACGCCUUCGCCAGAAAUGCUCGCUGGUCGAGAUUGACGGACACGAUGGAGAGCCAGUGGCUUCCUCUUCUUCUGGAACCGAUGCACGACUGGAGCGCCUGGAAAGGACGGUGGCAACCUUGCUUGAUCGGCUGGGGGAGGGUCCUUCCAACGUCGAAAAUGAGCCAAGCCGGCCAGCAAGCACACUAACGACCUCGGAAGCCGGGGAGUCGACCUACCAGGACACGGAACCUUCCGCGGCUCCGAUCAUGGUCAUUCGUGAUCUGGCCACCGAUUCGGAGGCGAAGCCAUCCCCUGAUACCAAAUCCAUGGGCUCGGUGCUUGAUGAUCUGAUCACGCCCGAUCUAGCUUUUACUCUCAUCAAGAUUUUUCUUGGAUGCUACGGCCGCUGGAUCAUUUUCGACCCCGAGUCGGAUCCUGCGCUAAUUCUACCCCGCGUGAGGCAAUCGCCAUUGCUUUUUUGCGCUUGUUGUCUAAUCGCCGUGCGGCAUACUUCCGAAGAACUUGCCGCGAGCCUCGCGCCAAAGCUCUACGAGUGCGCUCGCUCGCUGGUUUCGAGCACCCUUUUGGUGGCACCUCAAUCUAUUGAGUUCUUUCAGGCCGCAUUGAUUUUGUGCAUGUGGUCGACCACCGUGGGACAGGUGCCCUUGAGUAUCGAUACGUGGCUUCUCAGUGGAUUUGCCCUCCAGCAUUCCCUGUCCAGUCCGUUAUUUGCGGAGGUUACUGCUCGAUCUCAGCCACCGACCCGGAUGGAUGAACAUACAGCGGAUCUCUGUUGCUUGUGGAACCACUUAUGUCUGGCUCAUUUACACUACUGUGUCGGCACUAGCCGCCGAUCAAUGUUGCAGACUUGGCAGAUUGAACGUACCCGAGUAAUCCUGGAGUCUGAUUAUGCGAUUAAUUUUGAAGUCCGCAUGGUUGCUGAGAUCCAUUUAUAUUGGACUCUAUACCAACAUCUUAUUGAGGCACCGGUAGACCUUCUGAAAUCGGUGGCAGAUCUGCAGACGUGGAGAAGAGAAUGGGAAUUCCUUCUUGAACAACCAAGAUCUCAAUUUCUCUCGAUGGGCUUUCACUUCUCAAACCUAAUCUUGUACGAGCACGCCCUGAAAUCAAAAUCCGCCCGAGCCCGCGAAUUACUUGUCUCCGAGAUGAUCCGCCACUCAACUGCCAUUUUGCACCUACCCAUGGAUACAGUUGAUGAACACACCCGCCAUUUAAGCGACCACAUCUACCACAUGAUCACAUUUGCCGCAAUCAUCAUCUGUCGCCUGCUGCACAGCUACGAAGAACAACUGAGUUUUAAAUACAAUGUAGCUGAACUGGAUGCUUUGAUUAUCAAUCUGGUUCAGUGGCUGCACUCGAUCGGUCUUCCCUGUCAUGCAGGACAUACACUGGGAAACAUCAUUGCAAAGGUUCACCAGAAGCUUCGGCCCCGUGUAGAGACAUUGCCUGCCACUAUCCCCACAGAGGAUUUUCCGGAGGAUAAUUUCACGAACUACUAUUUCCCCGAGUUUCUGGGAUUGGGGGCUUCUGCGGCUGGAAAUUGGGAUUUACUCACUGAUCUGAAUUUCUUUCCGCAGAGUCCUAAUUCGUGA
Penicillium argentinense is the source of this 1701-nucleotide messenger RNA. RefSeq lists its product as uncharacterized. Gene Ontology annotation, biological process: regulation of DNA-templated transcription. Bases 1 to 1701 code for a protein of 566 amino acids. The transcript has 4 exons. Gene Ontology annotation, molecular function: transcription cis-regulatory region binding; zinc ion binding; DNA-binding transcription factor activity, RNA polymerase II-specific. The record is from RefSeq and is a predicted model, not a curated record. Gene Ontology annotation, cellular component: nucleus. NCBI's taxonomy places the organism in Eukaryota, Fungi, Ascomycota, Eurotiomycetes, Eurotiales, Aspergillaceae.